This is a messenger RNA of Iphiclides podalirius (scarce swallowtail), 249 nucleotides long. Lineage: Eukaryota; Metazoa; Arthropoda; Insecta; Lepidoptera; Papilionidae. The record is from the annotation of a GenBank genome assembly.
AUGUUUGUGCGGCCGUACAUAAUGGCGCGUCCAAAUAGCGGGACGGCAACGGCGCGGGGAAAGUUGCGGUGCGGCAACGGCGCGCGAUCGAUAGGCGCCCGGGCGUCGGGUCGGGUGGCGGGGGGAAGGGAUGGCGCGGCCCGGAAAGGGAACACGUGCUCCGCUGACAUACCUGACGGUGCGCUCGUGACUAGCUUUUGCCCGCGGACCCGUUCGCGCUCGCGUUACGCUGUUGAAUAUCCACCAGUA